Messenger RNA from Drosophila novamexicana, 1111 nucleotides. RefSeq names its product UPF0389 protein GA21628. The record is from RefSeq and is a predicted model, not a curated record. The transcript has 2 exons. NCBI's taxonomy places the organism in Eukaryota, Metazoa, Arthropoda, Insecta, Diptera, Drosophilidae. The coding region runs from base 114 to 515 and encodes 133 amino acids.
CUAGUUAUCACGAAUAUUGCAUAAAGUUCCACAACUCCGAUAGAAUUUCCAAUUUAAGCCUAAUUUAAAGCCGGUUUGGACUUAGAAUAGGUAUACCUGCUUGUGGGAACAGCAUGUUAACUAAGUCAGUGCUAAUUGCCGCCUUGGGUCAGCGCGCACCCAAUUGGCUGAUGAAACGCACCUUCAGCAACACGCAAAUCUUCAGGCAAGCGAUUAAAAAUCAUCAGCCCAAUGAUUUGGAGAAGCGAUUCCUGGUUUGGAGUGGUAAAUACAAGACAGCAGCUGAUGUGCCAAGCUUUGUAAGCCAGGAGGUAAUGGAGCGCUGCCGCAACAAGAUGCGCAUUAUGUUGGCCAAUGUAAUGAUUGGUCUAACCGUUAUCGGAUGUGGUAUUAUGAUUUACAGUGGAAAGCAGGCAGCGAAGCGAGGUGAAUCUGUGACCAAACAGAAUCUGGAAUGGCACAAGCAGUUCAAUGAGACAGCCUCCACUGGCACCGGAGCAUCUGAAACCAAAUAAUCAUCACAAACUACCAGAACAGCAAAGUAGAUCGUGUAAUUAAUGCAAUUGUAAACUGUAAACAUUGGAAUUGGCGUUGAAAUAUUGUCCGAUAUUUCCAAUGUCAUUAGUUGCAGUAACAAUUGCAGUAGCCUUAAAUUUUAAUUGAAACAGUGAUAUUUCUUAAACUCAUGCUAGAAGUUUUUAUCCUUGUUGUUUGAUCAAAUUGCCAACUGUUAAUUGUAGCACACACAGCACUGAAAUAAAUAUUUACUCAAAUCAGAUCAUGUAAUUAAUUAAUGUAGUUGUAAACUGUAAGCAUUGCAAUAUUGAAUUAUUUUCAUAUUUUUUAAUAUCAAUAUCAAUUUUUGACCUCAUGCUAAUGGUUGUUAUCCGCAUUGUUUGAUCAAAUCGCCAACUGUUAAUUGUAGCGCACACUGGACUCAAAUAAAUAUUUAUUCAAAUGUUAUUACAUUAAGCCUUCAGAUCUAAACCUUCUGAUCUAAAUGCUGUAUGUGGUCACGGCGGCAAUAAAUUGAAAUUCACAUAUCACUCUUUAAAAAUAUUAAAACGAACUCAAAUUUAAAUUGUAUGCACAGUUAUCCCUACAACAUAGC